This is a messenger RNA of Colletotrichum gloeosporioides, 2802 nucleotides long. Its product is annotated as N-terminal acetyltransferase A complex subunit nat1. Gene Ontology annotation, cellular component: cytoplasm; NatA complex. The transcript has 4 exons. Gene Ontology annotation, molecular function: protein-N-terminal amino-acid acetyltransferase activity; protein binding. Lineage: Eukaryota; Fungi; Ascomycota; Sordariomycetes; Glomerellales; Glomerellaceae. Gene Ontology annotation, biological process: N-terminal peptidyl-methionine acetylation. The record is from RefSeq and is a predicted model, not a curated record. The coding region runs from base 1 to 2802 and encodes 933 amino acids.
AUGAACCUUGGACUGCACCCCCACCAAGAUCUGGUGGUUUUGGCAGUGCCGUUGCGGCUGGAACGGGGGUGCAUAUGGGGUGAGGUGGUGAAUGGCCGCCGCCGCCAAACAGUCCCGGCCGCCGCCGGCAGCCACAAGACGGGACCACAGCGGUGCACUUUACUCGCUGUGUGGCUUGGAACAUCUGUGUGGCCGAAGCGUCUCCAACCCGGCCUAAACCUCAUCGCUGCUGUUGAUUCGACUCUUUUGCAGCUCCGAUUGUGGACUCGUUCUCUCGUCACCUCUCACCAUCCCACCGCACUCCCCCACAAGGCACGAGACCCGGUCCCCGACACAACCGACUCCUGCUCUCUGCAUCUCAAUCAUCCUCUUCGAUUUCUGCCAGGAGCACAGCCGUCCAGUCGCCUGACUGCAGCCAAAUUAGUGCCCCUCCUUCGUCGACGAGGACCCCUCUCCCGCACCGCAGCCGCAAACGCACCCGAAGAGUUUUGCCUCCGACGACUCUUGAUUGUGCCUCAGCCUCGUCCAAGACAUUCGCCUCGACAGCUGUCUUUUCACUGCCAUCGCAAUCCCGCCGAGUCGAGCGCCGAUCUACCCCCCACCACCAACCCGAUGCCACAGCCUCUCAGUGCGAAAGAGGCUUCCCUCUUUCGGUCCGUCAUCCGCGCCUAUGAGGAUAAGCAGUACAAGCGCGGCCUCAAGUCCGCCGACCUCAUCUUGAAGAAGGUUCCCAAGCAUGGCGACACCAUGGCCAUGAAGGCCCUGAUCAUGAAUGCUCAGGGCAAGACCGACGAGGCCUUUGCGCUCGGCAAGGAGGCCCUGACCGUCGACAUGAAGUCGCACAUCUGCUGGCACGUCUACGGCCUGCUGUACCGCGCCAACAAGAACUACGAGGAGGCUAUCAAAGCAUACAAGUUCGCGCUCAGGCUCGAGCCCGAAUCUGCCCAGAUCCAGCGAGACUUGGCCAUCCUUCAGGUCCAGAUGCGCGAUUAUGCCGGCUACAUCCAGAGCCGCACAGCUAUGCUCCAGGCUCGGCCUCAGCUGCGCCAGAGCUGGACUGCGCUGGCCAUUGCUCACCACCUCUCAGGCGACCUUUCCGCUGCCGAGAACGUCCUCACCACCUACGAAGGAACCCUGAAAGCUACCCCCUCCCGCGCCGACUACGAGAACUCCGAGGCUAUCAUGUACAAGAACACCAUCAUUGCCGAGCAGGGCGACUACCAAAGAGCUUUGGACCACCUUGAGUCCGCCGCCAAGCAGAACCUCGACAGAUUGGAGUACCUGGAGUUGCGCGCCAAGUACCUGCUGGAGUUGGGCAAGAAGGAGGAGGCCAUUGCUGCCUGGGAAGCUCUCGUCGAGCGCAACGCUGACCGCCCCGCUUACUUUGAGGGCUUGGAAAAGGCCCACGCCUUCUCCGACAGUGACAAGGACGCCAGGAAGCAGGUCUACGACACAUACGCCAAGAAGUUCCCUCGCUCAGACGCCCCUCGCCGUUUGCCUCUGAACUUCCUCACGGGCGACGAGUUCCGCGCGGCCGCCAAGGAGUACCUCACUUUGAUGUUCAACAAGGGCGUUCCCUCGACCUUUGCCAACCUGAAGCACCUCUACGCCGACUCUGCCAAGAAGGAGGCCUUGGAGGCUCUCGCUCAGGAAUACAUCAAGUCGCAGAGCUCUGCCACAGAAGCUGCCAACGGCGACCGCUCUAAGGGCGAGGCCGCCGCCUUAUACUUCUUGGCGCAACACUACAACUACCAUCUGAGCCGCGAUCUGGACCAAGCUCACAAGUACAUCGACCAGGCCAUUGAGAAGGUCAAGGACAGCGUCGACUUCCACAUGACCAAGGCUAGGAUAUACAAGCACCAGGGCGACCUCAAGAAGGCUUCUGAGACCAUGGACCAGGCUCGCCUUCUGGAUACCAAGGAUCGCUACAUCAACACGAAGGCCGCCAAGUACCAGCUGCGCAACAACGAGAGAGAGCAAGCUCUGAAGACGGUAGGCCUCUUCACUAGGGCCGAUACGGUUGGUGGGCCUCUCGCAGAUCUCCUGGAUAUGCAGUGUGUUUGGUUCUUGACAGAGGACGGAGAGGCUGCUGCCAGGCUGGGAGAUGACGCCUUGGCCUUGAAGCGAUUCCACACCGUUCACAACAUUUUUGACGUGUGGCAAGAAGACCAGUUCGACUUUCACAGCUUUUCUCUUCGGAAGGGCCAGAUCCGCGCCUACAUUGACAUGGUCAGGUGGGAGGAUCAUCUGCGCGACCAUCCUUUCUACUCAAAAGCGGCGCUUGAAGCUAUUCAGAUCUACCUUAAGCGCGCUGAUCGCCCGGCCACUAACGGUGCCAACGGUGCUGCGAACGGCGACGAUGCGUCCGAGAGAAAGAAGGCAGCUAAGAAGGCCAAGAAGGAGCAACAGCGUCUGGAGCGCGAGGCAGCCGAGCGCGCAGCCAAGCAGGACCCCAACAAGGGGAAGGCGAGCGAGGAGCCCAAGAAGAAGGACGACGACCCGUUGGGAUUGAAGCUUCUGGAUGCCGAGCCCUUGAGCGCCGCCAUGCGUUUUGUCACUCCCCUUUUGCAAUUCAGCCCCCAGAACAUCGAGGCCCAGUUCGCCGGUUUCGACGUCUACUUGCGCCGCAAAAAGUACAUUCUUGCCCUGCGUUCUCUCAACGCUGCGCGUGCUCUCGACGAGUCCAACGCCGGCGUUCAGGAGCGCGCCCACAAGUUCGCCGAGGUCAUCAAGCCCGCCUUGGAGAGCCUACCAGCCAAGGUCCAAGAAGUCAUCAAGUCCGAGUUCAAGGCGCCCGCAUAA